This is a messenger RNA of Periophthalmus magnuspinnatus, 5717 nucleotides long. RefSeq names its product ephrin type-B receptor 1. Gene Ontology annotation, molecular function: protein binding; transmembrane-ephrin receptor activity; ATP binding. Lineage: Eukaryota; Metazoa; Chordata; Actinopteri; Gobiiformes; Gobiidae. The transcript is spliced from 17 exons. Gene Ontology annotation, biological process: protein phosphorylation; cell surface receptor protein tyrosine kinase signaling pathway; axon guidance. Bases 152 to 3175 code for a protein of 1007 amino acids. The record is from RefSeq and is a predicted model, not a curated record. Gene Ontology annotation, cellular component: plasma membrane; neuron projection.
UAGGGCUUGAGAUGGGACUCACUUCGUUGCGGGGUUAGCCUCUGAGAAAACGGACAUAUUCUCGUGUUGUUUUACGCACACCUUGCCUUGUUCCUACUUGUGUUUUUUUGGGGGGGAAACCGUGCUGUGGAGACUAUAUCAGCCUGGUGCCAUGACGGGGGAUCUGUGUGCGCUCUUGUGCGCCCUGGUCAUCACGUCCUCUGCGAUGGAAGAGACUUUGAUGGACACGCGGGUGGCCACAGCGGAAUUGGGCUGGACAGCGUACCCAAACUCAGGGUGGGAGGAGGUUAGCGGCUACGACGAGAACCUCAACACCAUCCGGACGUACCAGGUGUGUAACGUCUUCGAACCCAGCCAAAACAACUGGCUCCUCACCACCUUCAUCGACCGACGGGGGGCGCAGCGAAUCUACGUGGAGAUCCGCUUCACAGUACGGGACUGUAGCUCCAUACCCAACGUCCCAGGGUCCUGCAAAGAGACCUUUAACCUUUACUACUACGAGACAGACGCUGUAAUAGCCACCAAAGGAACUGCUUUUUGGAUGGAGGCUCCUUAUCUGAAAGUGGACACGAUAGCGGCAGACGAGAGCUUCUCCCAGGUGGACUUUGGUGGGCGGCUUAUGAAGGUCAACUCCGAGGUGCGAAGUUUUGGGCCUUUAUCAAAAAACGGUUUCUAUUUAGCCUUUCAGGACUACGGGGCGUGCAUGUCGCUUCUGUCUGUCCGAGUUUUUUAUAAGAAGUGCCCGAGCGUGGUCCAGAACUUUGCGAUUUUUCCUGAGACGAUGACGGGAGCGGAGAGCACCUCGUUGGUCAUCGCCAGAGGGAUGUGCAUAGCUAAUUCUGAAGAAGUGGAUGUCCCUAUAAAGCUGUACUGUAAUGGAGAUGGAGAGUGGAUGGUUCCUAUUGGAAGCUGCACGUGCAAGGCUGGGUUUGAGCCGGACAAUGGGAACGUAUGCCGCGCCUGUCCUCCGGGUACGUUUAAGUCGAGCCAGGGUCCGGGCCUGUGUCUGCAGUGUCCUCCCAACAGCCGCUCCACGUCUGAGGCCGCCACCAUCUGUGUGUGUCGCAACGGGUACUACAGAGGGGACGCCGACCAACCCGACCAGCCCUGCACAAGCGUCCCGUCCAGCCCCCGAAACGUCAUCUCCUUCGUGAACGAGACGUCGGUGAUCCUGGAAUGGCACUCGCCCAGAGAGACGGGCGGCCGCAACGACGUGGUCUACAACAUCGUGUGCCGGAAGUGCCGCGCCGACCGCCGAUCCUGCUCGCACUGCGACGAGAACGUGGACUUUGUACCGAGGCAGCUGGCCCUCACCGACACCAGAGUCUUCAUCAGUAACCUGGUGGCACAUACGCUCUACAGCUUUGAGAUUCAAGCUGUGAACGGCGUGAGCAAUAAGAGCCCGUACCCGGCGCAGCACGUCACCAUAGACAUCACCACCAACCAGGCCGCUCCGUCAAUUGUUCCCAUCAUGCACCAGAUCAGCUCCACCAUGAAUAGCUUCACACUGUCAUGGCCGCAGCCCGAGCAGCCCAACGGCAUCAUCCUGGACUACGAGCUGCGCUACUACGAGAAGGACCACGCCGAGAUCAACUCCACCGUUUUGCGCAGCCAGACCAACACGGCGCGGGUGGAGGGCCUGCGCUCAGGUACGGUGUACGUGGUGCAGGUGCGCGCGCGGACCGUGGCCGGCUUUGGCAAAUUCAGCAGCAAGAUGUGCUUUCAAACCCUGACAGAUGAUGACUUCAAGUCGGAGCUGAGGGAGCAGCUGCCCCUGAUCGCGGGCUCGGCGGCUGCAGGAGUGGUCUUCAUCGUGUCCCUGGUGGCCAUCUCCAUAGUGUGCAGCAGGAAAAGGGCGUACACCAAGGAAGCCGUGUACAGUGACAAACUGCAGCACUACAGCACGGGCAGAGAACUCUCUUUGCGAGCCGACAUGUCUAACUGCCCCUCCCCACUGGGCUGCCCGACCCACUUCUCAGGCUCCCCCGGGAUGAAGAUAUACAUCGACCCCUUCACCUACGAGGACCCCAACGAGGCCGUGCGCGAGUUCGCCAAGGAGAUCGACGUCUCCACUGUCAAGAUCGAGGAGGUCAUCGGAGCAGGUGAAUUUGGGGAGGUGUACAAAGGUCGUUUAAAACUUCCCGGGAAGCGAGAGAUCUACGUGGCCAUCAAGACCCUGAAGGCGGGUUACGUGGACCAGCAGAGGCGGGACUUCCUGUCCGAGGCGUCCAUUAUGGGCCAGUUUGACCAUCCCAACAUCAUCCGUCUGGAGGGGGUGGUGACCAAGAGCCGGCCCGUCAUGAUCGUCACGGAGUUUAUGGAGAACGGAGCGCUUGACUCUUUCCUAAGGCAAAACGAUGGUCAGUUCACAGUCAUCCAGCUGGUGGGGAUGAUGCGUGGGAUCGCCGCUGGGAUGAAAUACCUCUCUGAAAUGAACUACGUCCAUCGCGACCUGGCGGCGCGCAACAUCCUCGUCAACAGCAACCUGGUGUGCAAAGUGUCUGACUUUGGGCUUUCACGCUACUUACAGGAAGACACUUCUGACCCCAGCUACACCAGCUCUCUGGGAGGAAAGAUUCCAGUGAGAUGGACGGCACCAGAGGCCAUCGCGUACAGGAAGUUCACCUCAGCCAGCGACGUGUGGAGCUACGGCAUCGUCAUGUGGGAGGUGAUGUCAUUCGGAGAGCGGCCGUACUGGGACAUGUCCAACCAGGACGUGAUCAAUGCCAUAGAGCAAGACUACAGACUGCCUCCACCCAUGGACUGCCCCAGUGCACUGCACCAGCUGAUGUUGGACUGUUGGCAGAAGGACCGUAAUGUCCGACCACGCUUCACUGACAUCGUCAGCACCCUGGACAAGAUGAUCCGAAACCCCACCAGCCUCAAAGCUAUCGCUAACAUCCCUGCAGUGCCUUCUCAGCCACUGUUGGACAGGUCCAUCCCUGACUUCAACACGUUUAGCUCGGUGGAGGACUGGCUUGGAGCCAUUAAGAUGAUCCAGUACCGAGACAACUUCCUCAACUCAGGCUUCACGUCUCUGCAGCUGGUGGCUCAGAUGACCUCAGAGGACUUGCUAAGGAUAGGCGUGACUCUGGCAGGGCACCAGAAGAAGAUCCUGAGUAACGUGCAGACCAUGAGGGUGCAGAUGAGCCAGUCCCCGUCCACGUUGGCAUGACUACAAGAGGCGCUGUGCCACGGAGCGGGCAGCAUUCGGAGGACCACCGACAACAGCCCCCGAAUGACCCCCCCUCCGUCGGAACGCGCCAGGGUCGAGACUAUUGUCUUAAUCUAAAUGGUCACGUGUCUACAAGAGGAGAGCAGGGUCUACACUACCACAGCUAUCACCAAUCCAAACCAGGAAGUAAACCAGGAAGUUCAGGGUGCAACGCGUUACUGUUUCUCCAUUCAUUAAGACACAAGCUGCUGUGGUUUUGGAACUCCAUUUAGCGUCAUAUCUUCAGCAUCAGUACAGGGAUCAUAUGAUAUUUGUGUUUGGUAAAAGAUAUAUUGUACCUCUAUAUUAUCUGGACUAGACCAUGUUAAAACUGUAACCAGACAUGUGAGACUUUUACAACCAACAAUGUGUGACCUGUGAUGUUGCCCAUAAUGUCGUCAAUGUGUGCAAUGAAGAGGCCUUGGUCUGGUCCAGAAAUAUGCCCAAGAAGAAGAAGCAAUCAGCAGAAAGACUGUCUAUAGAAUUACAGGGAUGUAUAGUGGAGCACCAUGGUCAUCCACCUCAUAGCCAUAGUUUGCUUGUUUUACAUUUAAAAUGAUGUAUUGUUGAAUUCCUGGUGACAGAGCUUAGUUCUAUUUUUGUCUUCAUCUGAUCGUUUGUACUUGUCACUAUAACCAGAUCCACCCACUUGUCUGAACUCAACACUACCUGUGGAGUGGGCUGCCAAAGGACUUUUGAACCAGCCCUAGAUUCAGAGAAUAUAAAUAUGUUUAUCUCUUGCUAAUUAUGAUUAUUAACUUCUAUAAUAACCUUCAUAUUGAAGGUGGUAUGUAAGAAUAUGUAUGUACAGAACUAUCUGCUUGCAUUUUGGCAACGACUUGUUUGUUGAUUAGAUUGUGUUAGAUACAUGCAAUGUGUAGGUUCCCACUGUGCCCUCGCUCCUUGUGACUGACUGUUUAAAGGACACAGGGGGCGCUCAUUUAUCCAGGGGCACAUGGACUAUCCAGUACAGACAAAUAUGUUACUGAGUCGGUCUCGUAGAUCUAAGUAUGAGUAGGACUUGUAGGAGAUCUAAUGACAAAUGUCCAUCUAUUGAGAACUUGAGCUCAUGUUAAAUGUGGGUGUGCACAUGCUGUCUCUUGCUGGUGAGCACUUGCUUGUACAGAAAUGUUUUAUGUUCUCUUCAUCUGUUUGUGUCGAGUGCUCAGCACCAAUGGAAGAUGGAGGAGGAUCAGAGCCUCGCCAGGCCAAGUCCACAAUGAACAACCUCUUUUUCUACGCUGUGGAUUUACACCUACGCCAACAGGGGAGUCGACAUGGGGGGGGCAAAGAGGUCUGUUGUCCCGGGACCCAGAAUUGGACGUUCUUUCUAUUACUUUAUAUUUGAGGGGGGGCCCAUGUGAGGUUUCUUGCCCCGAGCCCCCAGAUCUCUGUCGACGGGCCUGUACACCAAUCAGGCAUAACGCUAUGGCUACCUGCUCAUUCAACCACUGUGUCUUUUGAUACCUUUGUACUAGGACCAGACUUUUUAAUUCAUGUUUGGCGACGCUACACUUUGCAGCUCUCACUCUAUUCCCGUACUUAAUGGACCACAUUUUUUAAAGUUAAUUUAAAGUUUUUAAAGAAUUCGCUUGCCACAGAAACAACAAUAGAAGCAGAGCAUAGACUUAGCAAACUAAAGUAGUUGCACAUUAAAUACUGAAACUGCAGUACAUUUAAACGCAAACAUGGGAGGUUAAACUCUGGCUAUUUUUCCUAUAAGACAAAAACACAGUCCAGACCAAUGGAUCAUUUUGUAAUGAGCAACUUCCUGUUUUUUUAGCCGGCUAACUCCGAUAUCAGGGCAGUCACACCAUAUUAGAUCAUAAAGCUUUUCCAUCCAUCCAUUUUCGCUUAUCCGGGACCAGGUCGCGGGAGCAGCAGUGUAAGCAGGGACUCCCAGACACGUCCUCCAACUCCUCUGGUGGGACCCCAAGGUGUUCCCAGGCCAGCCGAGAGACACAGUCCUUCCAUUGUGUCCUGGGUCUUCCCCAAGGCCUCCUCCUGGUGGGACAUGCCCGGAACGCCUCCCCACGGAGGCGUCAGGCCUCCUGAACAGAUGCCUCUCGAUGUGUAGGAGCAGUGGCUCUACUCCGAGCUCCUCCUGUAUGACUGAGCUCCUCACUCUAUCUCUAAGGGAGCGCCCAGCCACCCUGUGGAGGAAACCCAUUUCAGCCGUGAUCUUGUCCUUCUGGUCAUUACCCAGAGCUCAUGACCAUCAGUGAGGGCAGGAACGUAGAUUGACCAGUAAAUCGAGAGCUUUGCCUUUUGACUCAGCUCCUUCUUUACCACAACGGUCCGAUACAGCGACCGCAUCACUGCAGACGCUGCACCGCUCCACCUGUCAAUCUCAUGCUCCAUCCUUCCCUCGCUCGUGAACAAGACCCCGAGAUACUUGAACUCCUCCACUUGGGGCAGAGACUCACCACCCACCAGGAGAGGGCAAACCACUUUUAAACCUUUUGAAUACUUAGUUAUUAAUGGAGGAUGGCUCAAAAUCAUC